AUGGGUGCCAGGGCACAACGGACACCAGUCACCCCUACGCGGGCAGUUGGUACGGGUGCAGGAGUGAACUGGUUCACAGCUGCCCCAACCUGGGAGCCAGAACAGGCACUGGCAAUGGCUGAGCGUCUGCUGUCCCCACCCGAGGAGCAGGCUCACACAGCACUGGACAGAGACCCUCCUCCCCCAGCUAAACAUCCAAUCACUACAUCUUGCGGCCCUCCCAGUAUACUUUCAGACUGUGUCGCCAUCGAUGGAUUUGCUAUGCAGGCCAGCAAGCCCACUCGGUCCUACCAGUUGAGUGCCGACCUGUAUGGAGCUGGAAGCAGGUCUCUGGAAGAGGUGUGGAUCACAGCAAUCAUCGCCGGCUGGGACGCGCUCCUAGCUGGAUGUCCUGUUUCUAACGGAGACCUGGAUUCGCCCCGGACCGUGGGCAGGGGUGGAGGGCUAGCCUCGGUUUUUAGAAGUAAAUUCCGAGUGCGGCAACUGCCUCCUGCCUCGUAUUCCAGCUUCGAAGUACAACUACUGGAGCUGUCCGGUUCCCCCCGGACCCUCUGCGCGGUGGUGUAUCGACCUCCGAAGCGCAAUAAGGAUUUUAUCCCAAAACACUCACUAAAUAGUUUCUUCACUGGAUCCUAUGAAGACCCAAAUAUCUCAGAGUUUAUGGGUGUUAUAGUGAUUGAUGGCAUUCAGACAGUAUACUGUGACAGAAACAGCAAGACACUGGAACCAAGACAGGACUGGAUGAAGAAAAUAUUUGAUAAAAAUGCUCAGAUGUUGGAGAUGUUCACUCAGCAGUGUUUUGUGAGUCUGCCAAGCUUCUUCAGAACCCAGAUUUCUAGCUUGAAGCAGCAGUUCAACCAAAGUGGAGGUGUCCAGAUUUUACAGAUAAUAAGUGGCUGUGAAUGGGAUCAAAACACUGGUGAGGUGACAGGUGUGAUAAAGUAUGGAUGGAAUGGAGAGGAUUUUCUUGAGUUUGAUGUGAAGACACUGACAUGGAUUGCACUGAACCCAGAAGCUCUCAUUACCAAACAGACCCGGGACACUGACAGAUCUGUACUCAAACACAAUGAAAACUUCCUCACUCAGAUGUGUCCAACGUGGCUGAAGAUGUAUGUGGACAGCGAUAUUUCCACCCUGCUGAGAAAAGUUUUUCCUUCCAUUUCUCUCCUCCGGAAGACUCCCUCCUCUCCAGUCACCUGCCACGCUACAGGUUUCUACCCUCAAAGGGCCAUGAUGUUCUGGAGGAAAGAUGGAGUGGAGAUCCAUGAAGGUGUGGAUCCCGGAGAGAUCCUGCCCAACAAUGAUGGGACCUUCCAGAUGAGUGUUGGCCUGAAUGUUUCAUCAGUCACACCUGAGGAGUGGAAAAGAUAUGAGUGUGUGUUUCAGUUUUCUAACGCUGAGGACAGCAUCAUUACCAACCUGAAUACAACCAUCAACUGGCGAAAAAACAAAUUUAGACAUGAUCAAAAAAUCCUCAUCAUUGUUGCAGUGGUUGUUCCUGUUGUCAUCAUCAUUGCUGUCACUGUAAUUGCCAUUCACAAAGUGAAAGAAGGGAGAGCUUUGGAUUUCCUGUUCUUCAGCGGUGCAUACCUGAUUGGCAUGUUCACUGUCACUAUAAGAGCUGACAAGCUUCCUGCCUUCUAUCCUCACGGUCAAUGGAGCUCUUUUCUCCCCAGACCUGGAAGAAAAGCCCUCGAGGAAGCUCCCACCACCCACUGUGCUCACCUCCACCUGUUUGUGUGCAAUAAAGACUGA
This is a messenger RNA of Pelmatolapia mariae (spotted tilapia), 1755 nucleotides long. Its product is annotated as hereditary hemochromatosis protein homolog. The coding region runs from base 1 to 1755 and encodes 584 amino acids. The record is from RefSeq and is a predicted model, not a curated record. Lineage: Eukaryota; Metazoa; Chordata; Actinopteri; Cichliformes; Cichlidae. Gene Ontology annotation, cellular component: external side of plasma membrane. The transcript is spliced from 14 exons. Gene Ontology annotation, biological process: immune response.